Messenger RNA from Nematostella vectensis (starlet sea anemone), 3711 nucleotides. Its product is annotated as sex-determining region Y protein. Gene Ontology annotation, molecular function: DNA-binding transcription factor activity, RNA polymerase II-specific; RNA polymerase II cis-regulatory region sequence-specific DNA binding. NCBI's taxonomy places the organism in Eukaryota, Metazoa, Cnidaria, Anthozoa, Actiniaria, Edwardsiidae. Bases 2377 to 3180 code for a protein of 267 amino acids. The record is from RefSeq and is a predicted model, not a curated record. Gene Ontology annotation, biological process: regulation of DNA-templated transcription; cell differentiation; anatomical structure morphogenesis. The transcript has a single exon.
AUAAAUCAUAGGUAGGAGUAUUAUUCGGCCGACAGAAGAACGUUUUCUGCGUGGUUCUCUCGCCGCGGCUAUGGCUGCUAUUUUGCAUAAUAAUGAGGUAAACUGAUACCUCCAAUUUUAGUUAUGAUCCUAGCUGUUUAUUGCAACAAACAACUUUUACCAUGGAAAAAAUAUGCUAUUUUUUCCGGAUAAUAAGUAUUUAUCCCAAAAGAUUCGACUUUUUCAUUUUUUAUUUUUUUUUACAUUUGAUGGUACUUCUAUGUAAUUCUCAAAGUAUGGAAUUGUUACAUCUUUUUAUCACAUGAGCAUAGUAAUCUUCUAUUUUUGUAAUGUGCCGACAAGAUGUCACUUCGGACUUUUCGGUCGCGGCUAACUGCAAAAGGUUUUAAUCGCCUCAUAAUUUUUCUUACGACCACAACAAGAUCUAAAAAAAGGAAAAAAAUGACUUAAAACAAUAUCAGAAUCAAAUGUGUUAAUUGCUUUAUCGAGCAUCGUGCUUGUUAUUGCGUAUUUAAGUUUGAACACUGAGAAAGAAAAAGCACAUUUACUCUGUCAGUAACGAUAACACAGGAAAACCUGUCGUCAUUCGUGAUACCAGACGUUUAAACUCAAGUCACGUAUUGGGUUGUGUUUAGUGCCGAGUCAGAUGUUUAUAAAAGUACUUAGAACAAAGCGCUUUUUUGCCGCAACUAAUAAUAACGUCUGAAGUUAUUUUAAUGAACUGAAAAGCAGCGAGUGUAGUUUGUAAAAAAAGACAAAAGACGAUUUUUUAAUGAAAUAAUCAGAAAACAUAAAUGCCAUUUGAACUGUGUAUGUUUAUAAGUAUUUUAAACUGAAAAAAAGUGUGCGGCUCAUUGGCUUAAUGAAAUGUCGUUGCUAUUUUAAAAUUUGUUUUGAUUGCUUGCCAUUUUAUGCCUAUUCUUAUUUGCACACUUUCUUCGUUUUAUUGAGCAGAUGGCUUUAUUUUAAUAUUAUCCAGCAUUUUAAGACUUUUUUACCUACACCAUACUAUGAAAUAUUCCUUAUUGGAAGCUAAAUUAAUUUGCCCAUCUUCCAUUCUCGUCACGUAGCGUAAUUUCUUGAAAAAUUAUCUUUGUCAUAAUCAUAAGUUUUCUUUUUUUGCGUUCGGGUUGAUCAAUAGUAUUUUCUAACAAUAGUCCUCGAGAGCAUCGAAUAGCCUUAUCACUACAUUUGCAGUAUUGAAAUACCUUAACUACUAUAAAACUUUAAUGGCUUCGAUGACUUUCACACAUUUCUUUGAUGGCUGCUGCAUUUCGUAUUACAUAUAGCUAAUUUUACUUUCCAUUGUUACCUACCCUUAGUGAUAUUACUUUUUUUAUUACUUUUUUCUUACAUUCAUCAUUGAAGUCCUUGUUCAUUACAUUUCUCAAACACUUGACAUGGUUCCUUUAUAAAAUUUGCUUUUUUUACAUUUUUAAGAAGACAAAAUUAACUUUUGUUAUUUUCGUCUCAUCUUCUUUGUCUGCACUCUUGUCUUAGAUGAUAUACUUUUUUAAAUUUAAGUUUGAUAGUGCGUCUUGCUUUAAAUUUGAGUUGAUUAAUACAGCUGGUUGAGCUCUUAAAAUAUCAUUUUAUGUCUUUUAUAUCGUAUCAGAUUCCUACGAAACAUUUUAUUUUCUCAUCGAUUCAUCCCACUAAAUACUCUACCUCUAAUCCCUGUGUACCGUAACAUUAGGUUACUUAGCCUAGCUUACUGUUCUUCGUCUUUGUAAUAUUUUUGUGUGGCUUCUAUCAAUUAAUCCCCCUUUUCACGGCGCCCAGCUCGAAGCCUGAUUAUUUAACCGUAUAACCUUUGUACUGGCUUGGUAAUAAGCCGUUUACGGGCGCCUACAAAUGAAGGCAUUGUGGGAGGGUAAGUGUCGCCGUGAAUUAUUAAACAGAGACGUGCGCCAUUUCUAAAUAGGAUUUCACUCAAUGCAGCCUUACCCAGAUGGGUAACAAAGACUGUUUAGAACACAGUACUGAUGAUUAUUAUGUAAAAUGUGCGUAGGCUUUGAAUUAGCCAAAUUAAUCGGUGUGCGACUGCCGAUCACAGCUUAGCAAUGGGAGUGAUCUUUAGUAUGAAGGGUCUAGUUGGGGCUAUUCUGUUUCUAAAUGUGUCAGAAAUUACUUUUGAAUGGCAAGCGUCAAACUGGUGUAUUUUCUCCUGUGAAUAGAUCGCUAUGAAUAUUUGAUAACACUUACAGCUCUUUUGUUCCUAACCAUAUUAUAAGAAGGUUUGAUCCGAGUCUUGAGUUAUCUUGUAAUCGUGCUUGUCAACAGUACAAAGUUCUACGGCUGCCCACUUCGCGACACACGGUGUAAUACACUCUGUUACUUUACUUCCUGAGCAAUCACGUAAUACACUCAAGCAAAAUGUCUUCCGGAAGCCAUAUAAAACGCCCAAUGAACGCUUUUAUGAUUUGGUCUAGUAAGAAGAGAAGACAGCUGGCUGCGGAAAACCCCAAGCUCCAUAACUCCCAGAUUAGCAAAAUGCUCGGCACAGAGUGGCGCAAACUCACAGUUGAAGAGAAACAAAAGUUUUUCGCGGAGGCCAAACUUCUGAACGAGCUUCACAUGAUCGAGCAUCCAGACUACAAGUACAGACCAAGACGAAGAGUUAAGAAACGCUCGCUUAGUCGAACAACUGGGUACUCGUGUUAUUGUCACAGCCCUGGCGAGGAGGAGAAAGAGACCGCUUGGCAGGAUAGAGAAAGCCGAGCCGAGAGCUCAAAGGACGAAGGCAGCAAGAGGAAUACCAAACAGGGCACCGGACUAGAGAACGCUGAGAAGCCCCGGAUUGUUAACAGGUACAGUGAACCCGGAAGGGUCAAACCCCGAGACACGCGUCUAUGUCGUGCGGAUGUAUCUACCAGAUCUCCGAGUCCAAACGGAAGCAGCGAUUACGGACCUAAGCAAACCAUGGAGGUAUUCCGUUCAAACUACGAACGCUUUCGUGUACUUGCAUCACCGUCCAGGUAUCCCACACUCAUGGUCGCUAGUUCGACCUUCUGGCCACCAUCUUACAGCUUCAAGGAUGAGGAAUGCCCGGUUUGUCCCUGCUGUAGACCGGGGAGCCCUCCCAACGAUCCCACUAAAUCAGCAAAAGGAGAAAACGUGCACUUACCCUCCAUGGUAGACCCUAGUAGGAUCCAAUACUUCAGAGGAGUGAACUGGUAAAGAGCAUACGAACAUCCUUGGCCCUUGAAAGGCACAAGAACAAUACGAGAGGGUUGACUUAGUGAACGAGAGAUGGUGGUUUGGCGUGACGCGAUUCAUUCCAUAUAAAGUAGUAGACCAUAAACAAGACCAGUACAAAUGUAAUUUGGAUGUUCAGAUAGCAUUUUAUUUCUGACAAUUGGUCUUUCCUAGUUAGCAUAAAUGUUUUAUAGAUUUAUGAAGUCCAUUUUCCUCGAUUUUGACCGAAAAUGCGUCUGUCAUCUUUGUUUCAACGCCCAUAGCCCAUCUACCUCUUACUUCUCGCCUCUCAAAGUUACUGUAAAUAGUCAAGUUUUAUUAUUGAACCCUGUAAAUAUAUGAUAUUGUUGAUUAUACUAAAAAAAUAUUUGGCUAUUGGUGAGAUCGUUUUCUUUUUUAAUAAACUUUGAAAUACAUAUUUGUUGUGAGGUGUAAUGUUUUAUAUUAUUUAGUAAGAGCCGUAGCAGGCUAUGUAAGAUUGGUGGUUAGACAUGACGGAGGAUUGCGUUACAU